AUGGCAGAGGGCUACCAGGUCUUGGAGGAAUUGGGCAGCGGAAGCUUCGGAAAGGUGUACAAGGCCAUUGAGAAGGCCACGGGCGAGACAGUUGCCAUCAAGCUGAUCGACCUCGAAGAGAGCACCGAUGAGCUCGCCGACAUCCAAGCCGAGAUUAACCUGCUGGGCACCUGCAAGAGUCCCUACGUCACCGAGUACAAGACGAGCUUCGUACGAGGCGUAAAGCUAUGGAUCGUCAUGGAAUUCCUGGGCGGAGGCUCUGCAUUGGAUCUGAUGGCUCCCGGACCGUUCGGCGAAGCCCACAUCGCCAUCGUGUGCCGCGAACUCCUGCUCGGGCUCGUCUAUCUGCACGGCACCGGCAAGAUUCACCGAGACAUCAAGGCUGCCAACGUCUUGCUCACAGACAUGGGCAAGGUCAAAUUGGCAGACUUCGGCGUUGCUGCGCAGUUGACCAAUCUGAAGUCACAGCGUAUGACAUUCGUCGGGACACCAUAUUGGAUGGCACCAGAGGUGAUACAAGAAGAAGGCUAUGACUUCAAGGCGGAUAUCUGGUCGCUGGGUAUCACUGCCAUUGAGCUAGCCAUGGGACAACCGCCACACUCUGGCUCACACCCCAUGAAGAUAUUGUUCACCAUCCCGAAGAACCCCGCGCCGCGACUCGAGGGCAAUCAGUGGACAAAGGAGUUCAAGGACUUCGUGUCAAAGUGCCUAGUCAAAGAUCCCGAUCUCCGAGCCAGCGCAAAGGAGCUACUCGAGCACAAGUUCAUCCGGAAGGCCGGCAACAUCCAAGCCAUGCGAGAGUUGAUCGAGCGCAAGCAGAUGUACCACGCUAAGCAGGAGACUACCAAGCACGUAAAGUACUACGAAGAGACCAUGGUCGAUCUCUCCCCGAAGGAUGAGGAAGAUGAGUGGAACUUUACGGUCCAACACCCCAAGACCGUCAGGAUCAGUGCUACGCCCCACACGGCGAGGCGUCGCAAGCCAACGCGUAUGCCUUCUGGCGAGAUGAACGCAUGUGCUGCUACAAUGCAGCGUAUGGACCUGAACGCAGCACCAUUAGGCAACAUCACAGACUCACCGCUACCUGAACGUCGUCGGCCGUCGUCUCGCAUGUCGUCUACGGGUACAGCAUUCCGCGUGCCUUCGGGGCAAACGCCAACAACUCGACGCAUUGCAAAUGUUCCUAAACAGCCUUUGGGCGUCGACCUUAGUUUCGGCAACUCGCCGUCCACGGUCAGACACUUCAAACGUGUCUCAUCAGGCGAGAGGCGGGCAGCACUUGCAUCCAACCCGAUCGACACUGCAAACUCCUUCCAUCCCAACCCGCAUGCGAAAACCUUCCGCCCUUCGCCACCCAAUUCGGCGCACCCCUUGGACAUCCACGACGAGAACACGCCUCCGCCUACAGACUACCAACCUGUAGCCAUCACCAAGGAUGCUCUCUACGGCCGACGCGCCUACGGCAAGGCUCUCGACUCUGUCUUCGAGGAAGCCCAUGCAGAUUCCGCAUCGCCUCAGCAGCGCGAAGCCAUCAGUCGAGUGCACCAGGCGUGGGCUCAUCUUGACCAGGUCGACCCUGAAGGAGAGUUCUUGCUUUUGAAGGCCAUGGUCGACCGAUUGCAAGGAGAUUCAAAGCUCGCUUCUGCGCUCGGAAUCGCUAUGUCGCCUGCACCAACCCCCGGAACCAAGCAGCACAACACGAAGUCCAGCGAAUCCAGCUUGGCUGGGACGACAGUUCACGGCAACGGAACGACUCGCAUCCGCGCCAAUACGUCGUCCACAGUGUUCACCAAACCAUCGCCCGUCACCGACUACGCCUCUCCCAUACAGGCUCAAACUCCGUUUCUGUCUCCCGUAGGCACGCCCACAAGCACGAGCUCCGGCUCCCCAGUGAAGGGCCCAAAACUCGUUCUCGCGCAGAACAACCCGCAUCUCAAGUCUCACCGUCGCCGACAGAGCGCAUUUGUGGGCGGCGAGAAGCUGUUUGGGCUUGAUGGCGAUGAGCUGAGCGAGAAAAAGCUGCCAGGCCAUGUGGAGCCGGGCAUGGAGCAGCAGGGCUUGCUCGCUGAUAUUCUCUACGGGCAGUGGAUGCAAGGCCUGAAGAGUCGAUGGCCGCUGGCGUAA
Messenger RNA from Paraphaeosphaeria sporulosa, 2124 nucleotides. RefSeq names its product Pkinase-domain-containing protein. The coding region runs from base 1 to 2124 and encodes 707 amino acids. Lineage: Eukaryota; Fungi; Ascomycota; Dothideomycetes; Pleosporales; Didymosphaeriaceae. Gene Ontology annotation, molecular function: ATP binding; protein kinase activity. The transcript is spliced from 5 exons. Gene Ontology annotation, biological process: protein phosphorylation. The record is from RefSeq and is a predicted model, not a curated record.